Messenger RNA from Mustela lutreola (European mink), 4911 nucleotides. It is a transcript of the gene TNIP2, whose product is annotated as TNFAIP3 interacting protein 2. Gene Ontology annotation, molecular function: K63-linked polyubiquitin modification-dependent protein binding. The transcript is spliced from 6 exons. Gene Ontology annotation, biological process: G protein-coupled receptor signaling pathway; cellular response to lipopolysaccharide; regulation of transcription by RNA polymerase II. NCBI's taxonomy places the organism in Eukaryota, Metazoa, Chordata, Mammalia, Carnivora, Mustelidae. The coding region runs from base 188 to 1495 and encodes 435 amino acids. The record is from RefSeq and is a predicted model, not a curated record.
CAGGCCGGCUGCCUAGAGCCUGGCCGGCUUGUUGAACUGUCUGGGACGGCCUUUCCGCGGGCCAGGGGCCACGCCGGUUGCCGUGGGCGGGGCGCGCCGGGAAAAGUUCCGGGAAGGUGCGCCGCUCGCCCGGACCGGGCGCGGAAGUUGGCGGUGUCAGCGCGGCCGCCGGUCGAGGCCCGCGGCUAUGUCCACAGGGGGCGCCGGGUCCGGCGGGCAGGAGGGGGCCGCGCGCGCGGCGGCGGCGCUCUGCGGCCUGUACCAUGAGGCCGGGCAGCGGCUGAGGCGCCUGGAGGACCAGCUGGCCGCUCGGGACGCCCUCAUUGAGCGCCUGCGCGCCCGCCUGGCCGCGGUCGAGGGGGACGCGGCGCCCUCGCUCGUGGACGCGCUGCUGGAGCAGGUGGCGCGCUUCCGGGAGCAGCUCCGGCAACGGGAGGGCGGAGCGGACGAGGCGGCGCUGCGCCAGGAAAUUGAGAGACUUUCAGAGCAACUAGAAGAGAAAGAGAAGGCGGCGCAGCAGCUGAUGAGCCAGCCAGAGCACGAGCGGGAGAAGGAGGUGGCCCAGUUGCGGAGGAGCGUGGCAGAGAAGGAACGUGCCCGGGCUGCCAGCGACAUCCUGUGCCGCUCCUUGGCUGAGGAGACCCAUCAGCUGCGGAGGACUCUGGCCGCCACCGCCCACAUGUGCCAGCAUCUGGCUAAGUGUCUGGAUGAACGACAGCGUGCUCAGGGGGAUGUGGGGGACAAGAGCCCCGAGCCAGAGUGUACAGACACGGCUGCCUCUGUCCAGGCCGUUAUUGAGAAGUUACGGGAAGAAAAUCGACUAUUACGACAGAAGGUGACUCAUGUGGAAGACCUUAAUGCCAAGUGGCAGCGCUACGAUGCCAGCAGGGACGAGUAUGUGCGGGGGCUCCAUGCGCAGAUGCAGGGGCUGCGGGCGCCCCCCGAGCCCGCCAGGCCCUCCUGCCCCGAGCUGAUGAGGAAGGAGAUUUCUAGGCUCAACAGGCAGCUGGAGGAGAAGAUCCGUGUCUGCGUGGACGUGAGGCGGGAGCUGGUGGCCGUGCGGGGGGCGCGUGACGCGGCGCUGGAACGGGUGCAGAUGCUGGAGCAGCAGAUCCUCGCUUACAAGGAUGAUUUCACCUCAGAACGCGCGGACCGAGAGCGGGCCCAGGGCAGGAUUCAGGAGCUUGAGGAAGAGGUGGCCUCCUUGCGGCAGCAGGCAUCCUGGACACAGGAGCGUCGAGAGCCAGGCUCCUGCCGGACUCACAUGGGAAACAGAACUUCCAAGUACUUAGAGGCUGAUGCUCUGGAGCUUGUGGCGCCCAGUGGAUGGAGGGCUGGGACUGGAUCUCAGGGUCUAGACUCCCCUGCUGAGGGCCGGUGCCCAGGGGCGGCCCGGAGAGGACAGGGGGAUCUUCAGUGCCCUCACUGCCUGCGGAGCUUUGGUGACGAGCAAGGCGAGGAGCUCUUCAGGCACGUGGCUGAGUGCUGCCAGUGAGCCCCAUGCCGGGAAAAGGGGAGAGCCCUUGAGAUCUGGGGCCCAGAAUGGGCUGAGGGGGCUUCUGAUCCAUCUUGGUCCUCCCUGGGCAACGGAACAGAAUGGGGACAUCUCCUGGGAGGGGGAGUGGCCCCCCAGCUGCCAGACUGAGGCUGGGAACAGCCAGGAACAGGGGGCCAGCCAAUGCCACCAGCCCGCGCCGCCCACCUGCACCUGGGGCACUGCAGCUGCUGGCAAGAGCGGGCUGCCUGCGGGGAUUGCACGUGUUGGCCCCAGGGUGAAAGGUGGCUUGCCUUGUUGUGUUGAAUAAGGACCAGGAGGUUUGCAGAAGUGAGCAUUGUGGCAGACCUUGCACCUGGGGGCCGGUGUCUGCCACCGAAGAGCCGUGCCUCUGCUCAGUUGUACUGCAGUCGCCUUUGCCACGGAUCUGCAAGUCAGGGGACAUUUCAUAUGCACUUACUUUCAUAAUAAACGUACUUGCCCAGGUGACUGCUCUGCGAGUGCAUCCUGGGGGCUAGGGCGACUUCAGACCAGCUGGUGAGGAGAAACACUCUCGUGUUUGCCACCUGCCAAGGGACAGAGAUGGACUGGCCGGAACCCAGGCAGGCAUGCCUGUCAGGGCCCAUGGGACCUGGGGCCAGCCCAGCUUAGCCUCUGGGCUAGUUCAGCCCCACCCCAGGGUGUGAAGUCAAGGGCUGGAAAUAAGGAAAGGAAGCAGAUAUGACAGUAAGGGGAAGGUAUGGCUGUGUAGGGCCUGUCAGUGGAGCAGGGACAGAAAUGAGAAGGCUGGAGGGGAGACCGACGUGCUGUGCUAAUAAGCGUUUGUUUGCCAGAGUUCAUUCAUUUAACCCUUGUAGCAAUUCCAGGAUGUCAACACAGACAAGGAAAAUGAGGCAUGGAGGGAUUAAUUCACUUGCCCAAGGUCACACAGUGGUUGAGUGACAAAGCUGGGAUUUGAACCCGUGUUUUUAAUUGCACAGUCUGUACUUCUUCCUGGAACUCACCCCUCCGUGUGGUUAAUAAGUUCUCCUCAUGUCAGAAUUCAGAUGUCUCCUCCUCUGGGACUCCCUGUGCACCUGUCUGCUGGAACCCGGCUAGAGGGGAUCCGGCGUCUGUGGCAUGGGGUGGGUAGGCUAUAGCAGAAAAGCCUGUCAGAGCUGGAAGAGUCUGUGGACAUCUGAACACUGGAAAGAGAGGAUGGGGACAUCCCAGAGAGAAGGGAGCCACAAAAGGGGGAACCCUCAAAUCCUUGGCUGACCCGAAGUUGUGUGUGCUUCGAGUAAGACCCCAAGGAUUCUGGGGUGAGAACAGCAGAUGGAAAACAGCUAAACAGGCAUCCCAGUGGCUGAAUAUUACAGGGUGACAGCUUUAAAUCUGGGUCCCUCAAGUUGAGAAGGGCUUGGUAAACACUUUGGGUUUUCCUUUGAAACCCCAGAAGGGCCAUGCCUCAGGAAUAAAGUUGACAUCCCGGGACAAAAUGGAAAUAGCCCUUGCUCUAGGAAGGCAUACGACUCUCAGGUAAUCAACCAACAAAUCAUGUGCCUACUGGACUAAGAACCAACUUUCUUUAGAGACAGGGAGAACCUCGGACCUUGCACUGUACUAACCACAAGUGUAAUAUGCAAGAGAAAAUACUAGAUGGGUGCCUGGCUGGCUCAGUCGCUAGAGCAUACAACUCUUGAUCUUGGGGUUGUGGCUGAACUUAAAAAUAAAAUCUUGGGGCACCUGGGUGCCUCAGUGGGUUAAAGCCUUUGUCUUCGGCUCAGGUCAUGUUCCCAGAGUCCUGGGAUCAAGCCCUGCAUCGGUCUCUCUGCUCAGCGGGAAGCCUGCUUCCAUUCCUCUCUCUCUGCCUGCCCUUCUGCCUACUUGUGAUCUCUGUCAAAUAAAUAAAAAUCUUAAAAAAAAAAAUCUUAAAAAAAUACUAGAUGUAGGAAAAUUAAAAGCAGGAUGAAGGUAUUUUCAGACCAAUACAAGGCAAUUAAACUUAUAUCCAACACUCUACUACAAGAAAUCUGUACUAUAGAAAUGCCUCCAGCUGAAGGGAAGUGAUUCUGGAUAAAAACAAAUACAGAAAGGAACGAAGAUGGGAAUGGGUAGAUAAGGAUUAUCGACUGUUUAAACAGUCCUCUUUCCAGGCCUUUAAAACAUGCCAAUGUGACCACAGGAGCUUUCUAGGUGGCAGAGGGAGUAUUUGAUGACCUUACACAGAAUUUUUUACAUCGACAUAAGGUGGACUGUAAGGCAGUACGGAAGCAUAUUAUAAUCUCUAGAGUAACCACUAAGAUAAUAACACAAAUAUUUAACUAAAAAGUAAACAGAACAGAGAACUGUUUUUAUUAAUCCAAAGCAAGACAAGUUAUGACAACUAAAGGAAUAUGGAAGAGAUGAGACAAACAGAAAACGGAUGGCAAGAGGAUAGACCUAAACCCAACUCUAUCAAUAGUUAACUUAAAUGGAUCAGAUACUGACCGAAAGAUCAUGAUUGUCACGCUGGGUGAAAAUAACGAAGUUCACCCACGUACUUGUUAGCAGAGACAGAAACAUAAGAACAGAGAAUGAAAAGGAUAGAAAAAGACACACCAUGCCGAAGCUAACCAAGAUAAUGGGAAUGUAUGUAGCCACUCCCAGACCUGGACAAACACACAAUCACAGCUGAAGACUGGAACACACCUCUCAGAGAGAAGCAGGAAAAAAGUCAGCAGGGAUACAGAAGAUUUACCCAAAAUACUUAAUCAACUUGGCCUUGUUAGGUCCAACAAAAGUCAACUAGAAUUCUUUUCAGCUCUAUGUGGAACACUUAGCAACAGAGACAAAUCUGUGGGCCAUAAAUCAAGUCACAACCCAAAGAACCAAAUCACUGAAUUUAUGUUCUCUGACCAUGGUCAGAUUAAACCACAACUCAGUAACAGAUAAAUACCAAAUUCUCAAAACAUCUCUAAGUGAUCUGUGCACAAAGGAAAAAAACACAACAGAAAUGAGAAAAUACUCUGAACUGAGUGAAAAUGAGGUUAAAAUUCAGUGAGCUGAGUGCCCAUCAAGAGCUAGGAGAACUGCAUUUUAAACUCAAAGAAAGGAGAGGAGAGAAUAGAAGAGCAGAAAUCAAUGAGAAAGAAAACACAAAAUUCAACAAAGCCAAGAGUUCUUUGGAAUGGCAACACCACUGACAAACCAGUAACAAGACAGGAGGGAAAGAGAGGGGACAAACUCCCGAUAAGCAGGAAUGAAAAGGGGGACGUCACCAUGGAUCUGUAAGAGGAAUACUAUGAACACUUUAUGCUAAUAAAUCUGAGAGGAAAUGAAUAAAAUCCUUGAAAAAUACAACUUAACCAAAAUGGAUACAAGAUACAAAAUUUGAGUAGCUCUGUAGCCAUUAAGUAAACUGAAUCUGUAAUUAAAAAUAUUGUCACAAAAUUAUA